AGAGGGGGGGGGGGAGAGAAAAAAAACCUCCCCGCACUGUCAGGGUAAUGCCAAACUCUGCAUGAGUGGGAAGCGCGGAGCAGAUGCCGGAAUGAGAUGCCAAGGCAGCUCCCUUUCCCCCUGCGCUUUUGGGUGCCUAUAAAUUGCGCCGGCACGGCUGGCAGCCUCCUCUUCUCCUGGCAGGUGGCACGGGGCAGGCUCGCGCGCUCCUCAGCACAGCUCGGCCGCGCUACGCCGGGACGGGCCGGGAGGGGAAGGCGCUCGGAGGCACCAGGGAGGCUCUUGCCCGCGCGCGGCAACUUGCAGCCACCGCUCGCUGCCUGCGGGGAGCUGCUGUCACUGCAAGCAACAACAAGCACACAAAAAAAGAGAAGGAAAAAAAAAAAAACAGCCAAGGGAGAGGCGGGGGGCAGCGCGGCACGGCGCGGCGCGGCGCGGCGCGGGGCGGCGAGGAGCGAGUUCCCGGGAAAGUUGAUGCGAAGUGGCACCGUCUGCAAAAAAAAAAGUCGAUCGCCGGCAGGAGCAUAAAAGUGUGAGCGGCGGCGGCGGCGCGGGCUGCAGGUCUCGGCGCGCCAGGGCAGCGCCGGCCACAGGUGCGGGCGAGCGGCCGCCCGGCGGGCAGGGGCAGGGGCAGGGGCAGGGCCCGGCGCAGGGCGCGUCCCGCGGGAGCCGCAGCGGCGGGCGGAGGCGGAGGAGGAGCGGGUCCGCCGGGCGCGGCGGGGUUUUCGGCUCGGAGAGGUCCCCGCACAACCAGCAAGAUUCUGUCCAAAGGCGGCCGGCAGGAGGAUCGCCCUGCGCUGAGCCGGCUGGUGGGCAGCAGGCGGCGGCUGAUCGCGGCCGGCGCCCUGGGGGUGGUCAUGGUGCUGCUGCUCGUCAUCCUCAUCCCCGUGCUGGUCAGCUCGGCCGGCACGUCGGCCCACUACGAGAUGCUGGGCACCUGCCGCAUGGUCUGCGACCCCUACGGCGGCACCAAGGCGCCCAGCACGGCCGCCACGCCCGACCGCGGCCUCAUGCAGUCGCUGCCCACCUUCAUCCAGGGGCCCAAGGGCGAGGCGGGCCGGCCGGGCAAGGCGGGGCCCCGCGGGCCGCCCGGGGAGCCGGGGCCGCCCGGGCCGGCGGGGCCGCCGGGGGACAAGGGGGAGCCGGGGCGGCAGGGCCUGCCGGGGCCGCCCGGGGCGCCGGGACUCAACGCGGCGGGGGCCAUCAGCGCCGCCACCUACAGCACCGUGCCCAAGAUCGCCUUCUACGCGGGGCUCAAGCGGCAGCACGAGGGCUACGAGGUGCUCAAGUUCGACGACGUGGUCACCAACCUGGGCAACCACUACGACCCCACCACGGGCAAGUUCACCUGCUCCAUCCCCGGCAUCUACUUCUUCACCUACCACGUGCUCAUGCGCGGCGGCGACGGCACCAGCAUGUGGGCCGACCUGUGCAAGAACAACCAGGUUCGAGCAAGUGCAAUUGCUCAGGAUGCUGAUCAGAACUACGACUAUGCCAGUAACAGCGUGGUCCUUCAUUUGGAGCCAGGAGAUGAAGUUUACAUAAAAUUAGAUGGAGGAAAAGCACAUGGAGGAAACAACAACAAAUACAGCACAUUUUCUGGAUUUAUUAUUUAUGCUGACUGAUGAUGAGUCAAAAACUAAGCCUGUACUUCUGAGUCCAAGCACUGGAUUCAUGUGGCAAAUGUCAGUGAAUCAGGAACCCCAGUGGAGACCGACCAUGGGACACCUCAGUAGUGGGGAAGAUCAAAUGCUACCUGACUCACAUCUGUACAACACAGAGAACUCUUAUAUUAAAAAAUUAUAAAGCAAGUUAAACAGAUGUGUGAUCCACUACCGCCAAAGCAAAUACUCCUUAUUGUUAGUGUCCAUGUGAAUGAAGUCCUAUAUAGAUCAAAUUUUUAUAGAAAAAAAUCUAAAGACACUGAAUUACUUCUUCAGUAUAUAUGAUACUUUGAUGUGUUAUGAUCUUGCUGCUUUAUCCAUACAUCAGCUUUGAUCCUUGUGACUUACCUGCUAACAAUGAUGCUUGGAGUCCACUCAUAGUAUGGUGAGGAAUGAUUUUACAAUAAAAGGAAGAGGUAAUUGAAAUAUACUUCUUCUCUCCAAAGGAA
Messenger RNA from Alligator mississippiensis (American alligator), 2113 nucleotides. RefSeq names its product complement C1q like 3 (gene C1QL3). The record is from RefSeq and is a predicted model, not a curated record. Gene Ontology annotation, molecular function: protein binding. Lineage: Eukaryota; Metazoa; Chordata; Crocodylia; Alligatoridae. The transcript is spliced from 2 exons. Bases 858 to 1625 code for a protein of 255 amino acids.